Messenger RNA from Suncus etruscus (white-toothed pygmy shrew), 981 nucleotides. It is a transcript of the gene PLD6, whose product is annotated as phospholipase D family member 6. The coding region runs from base 16 to 732 and encodes 238 amino acids. Gene Ontology annotation, cellular component: mitochondrion. Lineage: Eukaryota; Metazoa; Chordata; Mammalia; Eulipotyphla; Soricidae. The transcript has 2 exons. Gene Ontology annotation, molecular function: RNA endonuclease activity producing 5'-phosphomonoesters, hydrolytic mechanism. Gene Ontology annotation, biological process: piRNA processing. The record is from RefSeq and is a predicted model, not a curated record.
CCCGAGGGCGACGGCAUGAAGCGGGUGAGCUGGCAGGUGGCCGUGGGCACGGCCGUGGGCCUGGCACUGGCGCUGGAGGCUGUGCCGGCCUUGCUGCGCUGGCUGCAGGGUCGGAAGAAGCGACGCCCGCGGCGCGAGGUCCUCUUCUUCCCGUCCCAGGUGACCUGCACCGAGGCGCUGUUGCAGGACUCAGGUGCGGCCCCGAGACGGAGACCUCCACUAGCGGCGUCCGCAGCGUCGGCGCCCUCCGAGCCGGCCGUGGGCUGCCCGUGCAGCUUGCCUCACGGCGAGAGCUCGCUGAGCCGCCUGCUGCGGGCCCUGCUGGAAGCCAAGGCCACCCUGGAGCUGUGCCUCUUCGCCUUCUCCAGCCCGCAGCUGGGCCGCGCCGUGCAGCUGCUGCACCAGCGCGGGGUGCGCGUGCGCGUCAUCACCGACUGCGACUACAUGGCCCUCAACGGCUCCCAGAUCGGCCUCCUGCGCAAGGCGGGUAUCCAGGUUCGCCAUGACCAAGACCUCGGCUACAUGCACCACAAGUUUGCAAUAGUGGACAAGAAGCUGCUGAUAACCGGUUCUCUCAACUGGACCACACAAGCCAUUCAGAACAAUAGAGAAAACGUUCUGAUUAUGGAAGAUGAAGAGUAUGUGAAGCUUUUUCUGAAAGAAUUUGAGCGUAUCUGGGAAGAGUUUAACCCUACAAAGUAUACCUUCUUUCCACAGAAGAAAAGCCAGUGAAGCUAUGUUCUCCGCUUGGACUUCAGAGUCCAAGGCAAAUGAGGCAAAUGAUGAUUCACAUGGUAAAACUGAUGUCUCUGGUCAAACUACACCGAACUUUCAGACUGAGAAAGGGACUCCAGAGCAGCCUUAGCCCACAGGAGCUGCUCUGGUUUGGGUGCUGGAUGUUGCCUUCUACAUGAGAGAAUCCUUACAAUUAGAGAGAAAUUCAACACUAAAGUCUUGUUCACCAAAACACUAAAGUAAAGA